Molecule: messenger RNA, 490 nt
Organism: Geodia barretti
Lineage: Eukaryota; Metazoa; Porifera; Demospongiae; Tetractinellida; Geodiidae
Source: the annotation of a GenBank genome assembly
UGCGUAUGUACUUACACUGCUCUAUUGAUCGAUCGACGUGUGCAGCUUUUGGAGCUCUGUAUGGAUGUUCUUCGUUCCUUGCUGUCACUGGAGCAGGGCAGUGAUGGAAUCACUCGCAGAACACUGUUUGUAACCUCCUGAUGGUGUGAUGCACAGAGUUGCUGGAGCAGGACAGUGAUGGAAUCACUUACGGAACGCGGCUUGAAACCCCCUGAUCAUGUGGUGCUAGACGAUCAUAGAAAUAAGGGUCUCUGUCCUCUAUCCCUUCUCUUUCUCUCUCUUAUCUUCCACACUGACUGUGUUGAGGCAAAACUUGUUAGGUUUUGCAGGACCUAUUGCCCGUAUCUCGUGUAUCACAAGCUGCUCAACUUUGCUACUGGAUAGCCAUGCGUAUUGUUGUAUUGCUGUCCUCCUCCUGGCUGUAAGAUCACCAGAGUAAGAGUACCAGGCUCUUUUCCUCUACCACAAAGAGCCUGCGGAUGUGGCUAUC